Messenger RNA from Prunus mume (Japanese apricot), 6240 nucleotides. RefSeq names its product chromatin remodeling 5 (gene CHR5). Gene Ontology annotation, biological process: nucleosome organization. The record is from RefSeq and is a predicted model, not a curated record. Gene Ontology annotation, molecular function: chromatin binding; ATP hydrolysis activity; ATP binding. Lineage: Eukaryota; Viridiplantae; Streptophyta; Magnoliopsida; Rosales; Rosaceae. Gene Ontology annotation, cellular component: nucleus; chromatin.
GAGAAAGGCUCUAUAAACACGUUUCUCCAACGAAAAAACAAAAUUCGCAUAUCCUUCUAAUUUUUCAUUUUUUUUUACCCCAAUUUGAUAAUAUCUCUCUCUCAUAAACUUUCUCCCUCUAAAAAAACACUCACCACCACCACAACCGCCGUCGCCGUCGACGAUAACCCGAAACAACGCCGUCUUCUGAAAUCGGAUACGCCAUCUCCCGGCGCAUCUUAGCCGCCGCCAUCGCCGCAUAUCCCCACCACCGCGCACGACCCUUAACCUGACCCGGAAAACCGAAACGAUAAACCGGUUUCCUUGGCCCGGCGGUCAUUUUCCGGCGAGGCCACGUGGGAAAAGGUGCGCACGAUUAUUAACCUGCGCGCACCCUCUAUUUCUCUCCCUACCUGUAUUGACCUUGUUUAGUAGGGGUUCUUACAGAGGUGCAGACAUUGUUUUAACGAUUCCAUAGAAGUUCCAUGUGAAGGGAUGGCCUUUUUCAGGAAUUAUUCUAAUGAAACAGUUUCACGAAGUGUCCUGGAAGAAAAGAACCGGGGACAAAGUCUUGAAAGAAUUCACAGUUCCACAGGGAAUGAGGAUGUAGAUGUGAUUUCUUGUGAAAAGGAAUUUGAUAUGAACAUGCACGUGCAGUAUCAAAGUGAAGGUGAACAAGAUGCUAGUAGGUUGCAGAAUGAGGCAGAAAAUGACGAGGGUAUUGCUACAAGAGCUUCUAAUUUGCCGUCUUCUGGGAGGAGAACGGCGGUGGCUGGAAAAUGGGGUUCUACCUUUUGGAAGGACUGUCAACCUAUGUGCUCACAGGGCGGGUCUGACUCUGGGCAGGAAACUAAAAGUGGGUCUGAUUACAGAAAUGCUGUUGGAUCUGAAGAUAAUUCUUCGGAUGUCAGGGAAGAUAGAAUAGAUUUUGAAGACAAUGACAGGCCAAAAGUAAGCAAGGGACAACGGGGACAUUCUGACAUCCCUGCAGAUGAGAUGUUGUCUGAUGAAUAUUAUGAGCAGGAUGGGGAAGAACAGAGUGACUCUAUGCACUAUAGAGGGUUUCAUCAUUCAGUUGGGUCGAAUUCUAGGCCACAAUCAAAACCUGCUGCAGUCAGCAACCAUGCACAUAGGACUUCUAGAGUUUUAAAUGAUAAUGAAGAUUAUGAUGAUGGUGAUGAUGACAACGAAAAUAUUGAUGCUGCUGAUGCUGAUUAUGAAGAAGAAGAUGAAGAUGAAGAUGAUCCUGAUGAUGCAGAUUUUGAACCUGAUUAUGGUGUUGCAAGUGGUCGUGCAGUGCAAAAGGAUAAAGAUUGGAGUGGUGAAAAUUCUGAGGAAGAUAAUGACAGUGAUGAUGAGCUUGAUGUGUCAGAUGAAGAUAAUUCUUAUUAUGGAAAGAAACCUAAGAGUAGGCAUCGUGGUAAAGGUGGGCUUAGUGUUAAAUCUACAAGAGAACGCAAAUCAUAUCAUGCAUCUAGUCGCCAAAGAAGAGGGAAGUCUUCCUUUGAUGAUGAAGAGUCCUCGGCGGAGGAAUCUGAAAGUGAAAGUGAUGAGGACUUUAAAAGCACAAAAAGAAAAGGUGUACAUCUCCACAAAAGUAAUGGCCGAAAAAAUGUCACUGGACGAAAUGGUGAGGUACGGACUUCUACUAGAUCUGUUCGGAAGGUUUCAUAUGUUGAAAGUGAAGGAAGUGAUGAAGUUGAUGAAGGGAAGAAAAAGAAGUCCCAAAAGGAGGAGAAUGAAGAAGAGGAUGGUGACUAUAUUGAAAAGGUGCUCUGGCAUCAGCCAAAAGGCAUGGCUGAAGAAGCUCUGAGGAAUAAUAGAUCAAUAGAGCCUGUCUUGUUAAGUCACUUGUUCGAUUCUGAGCCAGAUUGGAAUAGUAUGGAAUUCUUGAUAAAAUGGAAAGGCCAGUCCCAUUUGCACUGUCAGUGGAAAUCAAUUUCCGAGCUACAAAAUCUUAGCGGUUUCAAGAAGGUUUUAAAUUACACUAAAAAGGUGAUGGAGGAUGCUAAGUACAGGAAGACAAUCUCACGUGAGGAGAUUGAGGUCCAUGAUGUGAGCAAAGAAAUGGACUUAGAUCUCAUCAAGCAAAAUAGUCAGGUGGAGAGAAUAAUUGCAGACCGGAUCAGGCAAGAUAGCUCAGGUGAUGUGGGACCCGAAUAUCUAGUCAAGUGGCAAGGAUUGUCUUAUGCUGAAGCAACAUGGGAGAAGGACGUGGAUAUCGCAUUUGCACAAGAUGCUAUUGAUGAGUUCAAGGCUCGUGAAGCUGCAAUGGCUGUACAAGGGAAAAUGGUGGAUCUCCAGCGCAAGAAAACCAAAGGAAGUCUAAGGAAGCUUGACGAACAGCCCGAAUGGUUGAAGGGAGGAAAGCUACGUGAUUAUCAGCUUGAGGGUUUGAAUUUUCUUGUUAAUAGUUGGAGAAAUGAUACCAAUGUCAUUUUAGCUGAUGAAAUGGGUCUUGGUAAAACUGUUCAAUCAGUUUCAAUGCUUGGUUUUUUACAGAAUGCUCAACAGAUCCACGGGCCAUUUCUUGUUGUUGUACCAUUAUCCACGUUGUCAAACUGGGCCAAAGAAUUUAGGAAAUGGCUCCCUGAUAUGAAUGUUAUUGUGUAUGUUGGUACCCGUGCAAGCAGAGAGGUUUGUCAGCAGUAUGAAUUUAACAACAGUAAAAUAGUUGGCCGGCCUAUAAAAUUCAAUGCACUAUUGACUACAUAUGAGGUGGUUUUAAAGGAUAAGGCUGUUCUUUCCAAGAUAAGGUGGAAUUAUCUAAUGGUUGAUGAAGCUCAUAGGUUAAAGAACAGUGAGGCACAGUUGUACACAACCCUCUUGGAAUUUAGCACCAAGAACAAGUUGCUUAUAACUGGUACUCCAUUGCAGAACAGUGUGGAAGAGUUAUGGGCUCUGCUGCACUUCCUUGACUCUGAUAAGUUCAAGAAUAAAGAUGAUUUUGUUCAGAGCUACAAGAAUCUCAGUUCAUUCAAUGAGAUUGAGCUUGCUAAUCUUCAUAUGGAAUUGAGGCCUCACAUUCUCCGAAGAGUUAUUAAGGAUGUGGAGAAGUCUUUGCCUCCAAAAAUUGAACGAAUUCUUAGGGUUGAAAUGUCUCCCCUUCAGAAACAGUACUAUAAGUGGAUUUUGGAACGCAACUUCCAUAAUUUGAACAAAGGAGUUCGUGGAAAUCAGGUUUCAUUGUUGAAUAUUGUGGUAGAGUUGAAGAAAUGUUGUAAUCAUCCCUUCCUGUUUGAAAGUGCUGACCAUGGUUAUGGAGGGGACUCGAGUACCAAAGAUGGCAGUAAACUGGAGAGGAUUAUUUUAAGCAGUGGGAAGCUGGUUAUACUCGAUAAGCUUCUUAUGAGAUUGCAUCAAACAAAGCACCGUGUUCUGAUUUUUUCCCAGAUGGUAAGAAUGUUGGACAUACUGGCGGAGUAUAUGUCAAUUAGAGGGUUUCAAUUUCAACGCCUUGACGGAAGUACGAAGGCCGAUUUACGCCACCAGGCAAUGGAACAUUUUAAUGCACCUGGCAGUGAAGAUUUUUGCUUCCUGCUUUCAACUCGAGCAGGUGGCCUUGGUAUCAACCUUGCCACAGCGGAUACAGUUAUAAUAUUCGAUUCAGAUUGGAAUCCUCAAAACGACUUGCAGGCAAUGAGUAGAGCUCACAGAAUUGGGCAACAGGAAGUUGUUAACAUCUAUAGAUUUGUCACGAGCAAAAGUGUUGAGGAAGAUAUCCUGGAAAGAGCUAAGAAAAAGAUGGUGCUUGACCAUUUGGUGAUUCAAAAAUUAAAUGCAGAGGGUAGGUUGGAGAAGAAAGAAGCAAAAAAAGGAACUUUAUUCGACAAAAAUGAGCUGUCUGCUAUUUUAAGAUUUGGAGCUGAAGAACUUUUUAAGGAAGAGAAAAAUGAUGAAGAAAGCAAGAAAGGACUCUUAAGUAUGGAUAUUGAUGAGAUUCUUGAAAGAGCGGAAAAAGUUGAAGAGAAGGAAGCUGAAGAGGACGGGAAUGAAUUGUUGAGUGCUUUUAAGGUUGCAAAUUUUGGUACCGCUGAAGAUGAUGGUAGUUUUUGGAGCCGUUGGAUAAAGCCGGAAGCAGUAUCCCAAGCCGAAGAAGCUCUUGCCCCUCGUACUAAAAGGAAUACCAAGAGCUAUGCAGAAGUUGCGCAGCCUGAUAGAAGUAAUAAAAGGAAAAAGAAAGAAUCUGAGCCUCAGGAAAGAGUCCAGAAAAGGCGCAAAGCAGAUUAUUUAGUUAGCUCAGCACCAAUGAUUGACGGAGCAUCUGCUCAAGCAAGGGGAUGGUCAUCUGGGAAUUUAUCUAAGAGAGAUGCAUUGCGGUUUUCCCGUGCGGUUAUGAAAUUUGGGAAUGAGAGCCAAAUUGCCUUAAUAGUUGAGGAGGUCGGAGGUGCAGUUGCAGGAGCUUCACUUGAAUCACAGGUUGAGCUUUUCAAUGCAUUGAUUGAUGGCUGCAAAGAAGCAGUGGAAGUGGGGAGUUUGGACCAGAAGGGGCCCUUGCUGGAUUUUUUUGGUGUCCCUGUCAAGGCUGUUGAUAUGCUCAACCGUGUUCAUGAACUUCAGCACCUGGCAAAACGCAUUAGUCGAUAUGAGGAUCCCAUUGAACAGUUCCGUGUGUUGACAUACCUCAAACCUUCAAAUUGGUCGAAAGGUUGUGGCUGGAAUCAGUUUGAUGAUGCAAGAUUGCUUCUUGGAAUAUACUACCAUGGAUUUGGAAAUUGGGAAAAGAUACGAUUAGAUGAAAGGCUUGGUCUUAUAAAGAAAAUUGCUCCCGUGGAACUUCAACACCAUGAAACAUUUUUACCCCGCGCUCCAAAUUUGAGAGAUCGUGCCAACGCUCUUCUCGAAAUGGAAAUUGCAGUUUAUGGGGGGAAGAAUGCAAAUGCUAAAGUGGGUCGUAAGGCUUCUAAGGAGAGGGAGAAUCCUCUCAUUGUUUCUUUAGCUCACAGGGGCAUCAAGAAAGGAAAAGCCGGUUCUUCUAGACUCAAUAUCGAAAUGAACAAGAACAGACCUUUGAAACCCCAGAAAGUUGAACCUUUAGUGAAAGAGGAGGGUGAAAUGUCAGAUGAUGAAGAAGUGUAUGAGAAGUUUAAGGAGGAGAAAUGGAUGGAAUGGUGUGAAGAGAUGAUGGCUGACUCAAUUAAGACAUUGAAUCGUCUUGAACGGUUGCAGACGAUUAGUGCCAAUCUUCCAAGGGAUACGGUGCUUGCAAAAGUUAAAAAUUAUUUAAAGCUUCUUGGACGAAGGAUAGACCGAAUUGUUUUAGAUAACGAGGAGGAACCACAUGGACAAGAUAAGAUGACAAAGCGCUUGUGGAACUAUGUUUCUACCUUUUCAAACCUGUCUGGGGAGAGACUUCAAGACAUUUAUUCGAAACUUAUACUGCAGCAGGAUGAGGAGGUUGGGCCUUCCCACAUCAAUGGCUCUGCAUCUGGUCCCUUUGGCAGAGACAGUGACCCUACUCCAUUUUCCCGUCAUGCGGACAGGCAAAGAGGGUACAAAAAUGUGACCAACUAUCAAUCUUUUGAACUUCAGAAGGGUCAUGAUACAGCUAAAUCUGAAGCAUGGAAACGAAGGAGGAGAGGAGAAACCGAUAGUAAUUUACCAGUUCAGGCCUCAUCUCAAAGAAUUAUCAGCAAUGGUACUCGGUUAACCGAUCCAAGCUCACUAGGGAUUCUUGGUGCAGGACCACCUGAAAAUAAACGCGUUGCGAAUGAAAGGCCUUAUAGGAUGCGACAGGCAGGUUUAGCCCAAAAACAAGGUUUUACAGGUAUCAAGUAGUGUUGCAUACAAUAGGAAAGCAGCUGGUUAAAAAGUGAAGGCGACUGGCUCUCACCUGGGAGCACUUCCGACUUCAGCCCUUCCGACUUCAGCCUAUAUAUAUUCUCUGGAAUUUUUUUUGUCAACCAUGGGAAUAAGUUCUUGGAGAUCCUACUUUCUGGGACGAUCGGAACAGGUCCACAAAAUGGGAUUUGCAUCAUUGAACAAGAUGCAAGGAUUGCCUGUCGUCUGCAAGGCUUGUGGAAUUUUGCUGCCAUAUUUUUUUAUCUUUCGUUUUCUGAAGAUGAGUUCGGUUGGUAUUAUGUUCACGUAUAUAGAGCAAUUUAGUGAAAAAGUUUUUCUACUCAUCUGAUAUAUACAUACAGAAGGAGAAUGUAUUACGCCUUCAGAAAGUGUACAUUAUCAAUUUUGAAGUAGUUGGUGGUAUUUUCUCUCCCAAGUUUUGGAGAUUUUUUAAUUGAAUUGUUGAUAAGUUAAUACUUU